AUGUCUCUCCGCUCGCUGUCCAGUUGUCGACGAGCAGCGGCAAGCGCAGCCUCUGCCUCCAAUCUUGCUUUUCCUGCUCUCUCUCGCUGCUCUGCUCGCUGCUAUGCCACGCCUGUGACUGUCAAUGGCUACACUCAACUGAAACCCACCAUCUUCGGGCAACCUCUUCCUCCUUCGCACCCUCAUAUUGUCAAGCACCAGGAAACCACACCCGGAAUACCACAGAAGGAGUAUGAGAGGCGGAGGAAGGAGCUCAUAGACCGGCUGCCGGACAACAGCCUGGCUGUAUGCGUCGCGGGGCAGAUAAAGUACAUGAGUGGUCAAAUAUUCUACAAGUUUCGGCAGUCGUCUGACUUCUGGUACCUCACUGGUUUCGACGAGCCCGACGCGGCAGUCAUCCUGGAGAAGAUGCCGUCAUCCCCGCGGGGAUACCGUAUGACCAUCUUCUCGGCUGGGACGGACUCUGCGAAAGAGAAGUGGGAUGGUGCGCGCACGUCGCCGGAGGACGUCGUGCGACACUUUGGAGCGGACGAGGCGGAACCGAUUUCCGCUUUCCCCUCUAUACUCAAGAGUCUCGCGGCAAGCGCGUCGCAGGUGUAUCUCGACAUACCUACGUAUACGAAGCGCGCGCGUGCAUCGUCCCCGAGAUCCUUGCUCAAGUACCUAUCUCCUUCUGGUGGUCUCUCGCGAGGGGAGUAUGACAGCCUUGUGGACUCCCUUGUCAGCUCGAAGCGCAAGCCUCUUUCUCCCGAGGUCGGCCGGUUGCGCUCAGUCAAGAGCAAGGUCGAGCAGGACAUCAUGCGACAAGCAGCCGACAUCAGCGCCCGAGCGCACAAUAAAACCAUGCGCUUUACGGAUCCAGGCGUUUCAGAACAUACUGUCGCUGCUCACUUCGAAUAUCUCUGUGCGCGCGAGGGCUCGCAGCGUCCGGCCUAUGUGCCUGUAGUCGCUUCCGGACCUAAUGCUCUUAUAAUUCACUAUACGUCCAACAGUCAACUAAUUGCCGAUGGCGAGAUGGUAUUGAUCGACGCGGGGUGCGAGUACAACGGAUAUGCGUCAGAUAUCACACGUACCUUCCCUGCGAACGGAUCUUUCACGCCCGAACAGGCCACACUAUACAACGCUCUACUCACCGUGCAAAAGCAUCUAAUCACGCUCUGCACGGAGGCGUCGGGGAUGUCGAUAUUGCAGAUUCACCGCGAGUCGAACCACUUGCUGCGGAAAGAGCUUGAGCGCAUCGGGUUCAGCUUCCCUCUUGGGGCGGGUACUUUGGAUACGCUGUACCCUCAUCUUGUUGGGCACCCGGUUGGGAUUGACUUGCACGAAUCAAAUCAAACCGAACGAGAUGCCCCGUUGAAGGCCGGGAUGGUCGUCACCAUCGAACCUGGUGUCUACGUGCCGCCUUACCGGGAGUUCCCGAAGGCAUUCCACAAUAUCGGCAUCCGGAUAGAGGAUGAGGUUCUGGUUGGGAAAGACCACGCUGUGGUACUGAGUGCGAGUGCGCCGAAGGAGAUCGCCGACAUAGAGGGCUCCUGUCAGGGCCUCUUGGGUCUGACCCCGUUCUAGACUUACCUUGCGGUAUAGUAGCACUUAGCCAGGUUUAAUACCACCCCCACUCGGGCUCUUCCGCCG
Molecule: messenger RNA, 1632 nt
Organism: Trametes versicolor FP-101664 SS1
Lineage: Eukaryota; Fungi; Basidiomycota; Agaricomycetes; Polyporales; Polyporaceae
Exons: 12
Coding region: 1-1566 (521 amino acids)
Cellular component (GO): mitochondrion
Molecular function (GO): metalloaminopeptidase activity; manganese ion binding
Source: RefSeq, a predicted model, not a curated record